This is a messenger RNA of Cyclocybe aegerita, 1911 nucleotides long. Lineage: Eukaryota; Fungi; Basidiomycota; Agaricomycetes; Agaricales; Hemipholiotaceae. The record is from the annotation of a GenBank genome assembly.
AUGUCUCGUACACUGUGGCACGACCCUCUGGCUCUCGAUCGAGCCACCUCAGCCGCUCUAUUUGGCGGCCCUCAUCCCCUCCAUGUCGGGGGGAUAGACACGGUGGGCCAACCUUCCCCAGUCGGUGCGGCCACAAGUUUUCUUGUCCUCGAGAUGCCGGAGAAUAGAGACGGCGAGGAGAGGCUGGAGUUUCAGUAUCCAUAUGAAGAAGAAUACGACAAGAAAGGAAUUGAGGAAGAGUACGACGGCGAGACACAGGAUAUCGAGGAAGAAAGUCACGAGAAUGAGGAGCCCAACAAAGAAGGAGCGCAUAAGCUUUCCUUCGACGCCGAAUGCGUCUGGAGGAAGACACGGCCGAACAACAGGGAGCCAGCUUGGAGGAGACCUGGAGGUGGCCAGGAAAGCCCUCGCUUCAUCCCUGUCUCCCCGGUAGGGUACCGACAAACCCUCUAUUUGGGCAACCAGGACACGCCCACUGUGGCAUACCAUGGAGUGCCAUUUAAACGAUCGAAGGGUAUCCGGAACGACGCCUUCCAAGACACGGCCUCUUUCAAUCCUACCCUCACUAUCCACGAACACCACCUGGGACAGGCUAGCGGUGUAUACACAAAUGAAGGGAAUAAAUGCUCUCUCAUCACCCUUUAUGAGCGCUACCGCGGUCCCAACCCAAAUUUGGCGGGUUGGCAAGCCGCAUCGCCUCCCACUCUACAAGGCGGCACCCAUCCCCGGCCCUGCAAGUCCCAACGGGGCCUCGUAGAAUAUAUGGCUCUUCCUGAGGUCAAGAAGUCUCCUUGGAGGCGCAACGAUGUUUUGAACGUGCCGACAAUCUCGCUGAUGACAGGACGUACGCUCCACUCUGGAAACGGCGCGUCUGUCUUGUACGUGAAGUCUCUGAAGGCCAAGGUCGAGGGAAAGGGUCUUCACAAAGACGACGUAUAUAUCAUGAAGACGUUUUACCCGCCACGAGAUGAUGACGCUUCGACAAGGCCGGAAAUGAGCAGACGCCAACUCGAAACAGAGCUCGACUGCUACAAAAGAAUCAGCGAGAACUGGCAGUCUGAACACGUCGGUUUUGGUUUCAUCAUGGAGCUCGAAGGAUUUCUUGUGAACAACUUCGUAGAAGCUAUGCUCUUCGAACCCAUGUAUAUGGACUUGAGGUCUUUCAUGUGCCGAUGGAGCCUUGCAAAAGAUGCUCGAAGACUUAUGGCGCAGAUCGCAACCGGAAUUGGGCUUCUCCAUAGUAUCGGGAUCGUCCAUCGGGACGUUAAACCUGAAAACAUCCUCAUUGAUUCCAGAGGGAAUGCGAGGAUAACGGACUUUGGCCUCAGCUUCGUGACCAAGUUUGAGAUGGCUCUCCCUGUGGGCUAUCACUCGAUCGAGCAGUUCGCCGACCCCGAGAAAUUCCGGCGAGACUACGUCGGCACACCUGGCUACAUGGCUCCCGAGAUGAUCAACAACUGGGACACCGUGCCAGAGAUGGACUACUUCGCUCUCGGGUGCGUUUUCUUUGAGCUCCUCGGCGGCAAGGUCCUCUUUGACGUGGCGCACGUGGAAAUCAACAACUGGGACAAGGCAUGGCAUCAGGGGGUAUCGGAGCAGCAUACGUACCUUUGCGGUAAACUCAACAGUCUCCGGGAGAAUUACACAGCGCUGAAUCUGUUGUGUGGGCUCCUAGCUGUCGACCCUACACGCCGCUUUAACGUUUCACAGAUAGAACACCAUCUAUAUUUUAUUGGGAUUGAGGAUUUGUCUGAAUUCAAGAAAUUGGACUAUGCAUCUUGUCGUCCCAAGAAAUAUUCUUCGACACCGGAAGAUGCCUUUUCGAUGAAGGGUGCCCGCUACACCUUCCACCCCGGCGACCACCGUUCAAAUGGAUGGCUCAACCCAAAAGGUGCUUUCUUCACGACGUAA